Molecule: messenger RNA, 825 nt
Organism: Zasmidium cellare ATCC 36951
Lineage: Eukaryota; Fungi; Ascomycota; Dothideomycetes; Mycosphaerellales; Mycosphaerellaceae
Exons: 2
Coding region: 1-825 (274 amino acids)
Source: RefSeq, a predicted model, not a curated record
AUGUCAACACCACCAUCUACCCACCCCACCGGGCCGCUAAAUCUCCUCCGCCCCCUCCUCCUCAUAAGCUACUCCGCCUUCUACGCCAUCCCAACCAUAAUCAACCUCCUCAUCACAUUCAACCUCAACCCCUUCUUCAGCUUCGAAGCCUUCAAAGACGAAUGGUUCGCCCGCUUCUGGGCCUUCUUCGGGCCCAAAUCCCGCGAGAACGCAGAACCCAAAGUCAUGCCUUUGCUCCAAAACAACGCCCGCGGCGUUUGCCUCGACAUUGGCCCUGGAUCCGGGCAGUGGCUGUACAUGUUCGCCAAGGCCAAAAACCCGGAUAUCACGAAGAUCUAUGGCGUGGAGCCGAAUUUUGCGCUGCAUGGCGCGCUGAGGGAGAAUGCCGAGAAGGCCGGGUUGGGAGGGGUUUAUGAGGUUAUUGGGUGUGGCGCGGAGGAGUUGAGUACCAAAGGGGGUGUGCAGCCUGGGACGAUUGAUACGAUUGUGACGGUGCAGUGUCUUUGUAGUAUUCCGACGCCACAGAAGAUCAUUAAGGAAUUGUAUCCGUUGUUGAAGCCGGGUGGCCGGUGGUUGGUCUAUGAGCAUGUCAAGACGAAGUAUCAGGGUGAUUUUGUGGAUUAUUGGCAGAAGAUCAUCGACUACGUCUGGCCGCAUUUCUUCAAUGGCUGCAACGUGACAAGGCCCUCUGAUGAGUGGCUUCUCCAAGCAGGGGAGUGGGAAGAGGUGAAUCUGCGUCCGGGAGAUGGCGAAGGGCCUUACGAUACCCUGCCGCACAUCAUCGGCACACUCACGAAGAAACAAUUCGAACCCCUGCAGCAGUGA